Messenger RNA from Esox lucius (northern pike), 1394 nucleotides. RefSeq names its product green-sensitive opsin-4-like. Gene Ontology annotation, biological process: phototransduction; G protein-coupled receptor signaling pathway; visual perception. Gene Ontology annotation, cellular component: photoreceptor outer segment; membrane. The transcript has 5 exons. The record is from RefSeq and is a predicted model, not a curated record. Bases 25 to 1065 code for a protein of 346 amino acids. Gene Ontology annotation, molecular function: G protein-coupled receptor activity. Lineage: Eukaryota; Metazoa; Chordata; Actinopteri; Esociformes; Esocidae.
UCUCUGGACAUCCACUGAGUAAAGAUGCAGAACGGCACAGAAGGACAUAACUUCUACAUCCCCAUGUCCAACAGGACUGGGGUUGUAAGGAGUCCUUUUCUAUACCCUCAGUAUUACUUGGCGCCUAAAUGGCAAUACUAUGGUCUUGCCUUCUACGUGUUCAUGCUGAUCUGCCUUGGAUUCCCCAUCAACGGUCUGACCCUCUAUGUCACAGCCACAAACAAGAGGCUCCGACAACCGCUCAACUUCAUCCUAGUCAACUUGGCCGCGGCUGGAAUGAUCAUGGUCCUCUUUGGCUUCACCAUCACCAUCACAUCAGCUCUAAAUGGCUACUUUGUUUUUGGGCCAAUGGGCUGUGCUGUUGAGGGCUUCAUGGCUACACUUGGAGGUGAAGUUGCCCUGUGGUCUCUGGUUGUGCUGGCUAUUGAGAGAUACAUUGUGGUCUGUAAGCCCAUGGGCAGCUUCACCUUCACUGCCACCCACGCUGGUGCUGGUGUUGCAUUCACUUGGAUUGCUGCUUUUGCUUGUGCUGGUCCUCCACUGUUUGGCUGGUCCAGGUACAUCCCAGAGGGUAUGCAGUGUUCAUGUGGACCAGACUAUUACACCUUGGCUGAAGGCUACAACAAUGAAUCCUAUGUGAUCUAUAUGUUUGUCUGCCACUUCAUCAUCCCAGUCUGUUUGAUCGGUUUCACCUAUGGAAGCCUUGUCCUCACUGUCAAGGCGGCUGCAGCUUCCCAGCAGGACUCAGAAUCUACCCAGAAAGCAGAGAGGGAAGUCACUCGUAUGUGUGUUCUUAUGGUUGGUGGUUUCCUGAUCGCCUGGACCCCCUAUGCCAGCCUUGCUGCUUAUAUCUUCUUCAACAAAGGAAUUGCCUUCACUGCCCAGUCCAUGGCUGUCCCUGCCUUCUUUUCCAAGAGCUCAGCUUUAUACAACCCCAUAAUUUAUGUACUGAUGAAUAAACAGUUCCGUGGAUGCAUGCUGGCCGCUGUAGGGAUGAAGUCGGCAGAAGAUGAGACUUCUGUCUCAGCGAGCAAGACGGAAGUGUCUUCUGUGGGCCCUGCGUAGAGUCCCUGUCAUUGGAUUUCCCUACAUGAACUGUUUUUUGAAGGCACUUAGAUUUCUUCUAUUAACUGGACAUUGCGCAAUGAUUGUGUGUUGACCAACUUUGCACAAUCACUGCUUUUCUCUGGAAUGUCAAACUCAAUGUGGUUAAGAAUAGACUUGCUCAAAAAAAACAAUAAAAAAAUUAGACUAGAGUAAAUAGAAAUGUUACGCUGAUCCAACCGAAACAACAGAGGUUCCUCUUGAAGGUGGUAACAAAUAAGCGGUCAUCAGAUUCUGACAGUUUUUCUUGAUGGAUUGGUAUUAUAGGAAUAAAUGCAUGCAUGAAAAGA